AAGAAGAAUAAUACGAAUUCGCUAUAAGGAAGAUUUUCACGAUUGUAAUGAUUUGAAGCUCGUGUCAGUAGAGAAUAUUUGAAAUGAAUUUUUGCUGCGUGAAGAAGUCAGAAAUGCCUAGCACGAUACAAAUACGAACGGUAUCGACAGUGUCGCAACGCGCACCAUCUUGGUCAAGUAUGGCGGUGGUAGAUUUGAAACUACAAGAACUGUCAUCGCAGGAUUUCUCAGGGAAAUACUUAGUGUUGAUCUUCUAUCCGUGCGACUUCUCAUUCCUAUGCCCGACCGAGCUUAUCCAAUUUAGCGACCGCGUUGGCGAAUUUCGCGCUCUUGGCGCAGAGGUGGUAGCUGUUUCGACGGAUUCCGAGUUCUCGCACUUCGCUUGGAUGACGACGCCGCGGAAACAAGGCGGCCUGGGCGAGAUGCGAAUCCCGUUGCUGGCCGACAAGAGCCAUCAGAUAACGGAAGACUACGGUGUGCUGGACGAGAAACAAGGGACCGCGCGUACAGCCUUGUUUGUCAUAGAUCGACAGGGAAUCAUACGUCACAUGACGAUAAAUACCGAAGCAAUACCGCGAUCGGUGGACGAGGUGCUGCGUGUUGUGAAAGCUUGCUGCUUCGUGGACAAAUACGGACCUACGUGCCCGUACGAAUCGCUGCAGCCGAAGAACGCGUCCGGCGAGGAACCGGAUUAUUUCAGCACGAUUUAAUUUAUUCAACAAUGCGUCGUUCACGCGUUUGCGACUUCUUUCAUUCAUAAUUCCGCGUAAGUAAGCCGCGCGGUGCGCGCGUUAAUCACGCGACGACUAUGCACAAGUCGCGACAAUGUGCCGCGAGUGACGUAAAUAAUUGACGUUGGCUAUAAAUAAACGAUCUCCCGACGUGUAAUUUCAACGUGACACAGAUCACCUGAAGUGUGAACACUUACUUGUCGG
Messenger RNA from Odontomachus brunneus, 935 nucleotides. Its product is annotated as peroxiredoxin-2-like. The transcript has 2 exons. Gene Ontology annotation, molecular function: thioredoxin peroxidase activity. Bases 84 to 710 code for a protein of 208 amino acids. Gene Ontology annotation, biological process: cellular response to stress; cell redox homeostasis; hydrogen peroxide catabolic process. Gene Ontology annotation, cellular component: cytosol. Lineage: Eukaryota; Metazoa; Arthropoda; Insecta; Hymenoptera; Formicidae. The record is from RefSeq and is a predicted model, not a curated record.